GUGAUUGAUGAGUAGAAAUAUGAGAAUAGUUAGUAAUGGUUGUAGAAUGCGGAUCAUUAAUAACCCCACAAUAUGUACUCCAAAGGAAUAAAAAGGUUAUUCAAUUCAAGAACCGUUUUUUCUCUUCUUCUCAUCCAUUCAAUCCACACAGAAACUUAGGAAAUGAGGUAAGAAAGAGAGACGAAUCGAAAACUGAUGCAGAUUUGAAGAUGAACAAAAGGUUCCCACACUCCUUGAAGAAGCUGUAUGUUUAUCCUUCUCCUGAAUUGGAGUUGGAAGAAAUAAUGCCAAAAAUAGGUUCAUUGCCCAAUCCUACGGUCGGAAUGUUCAGAGAAAGAGUGGUCUUACCAGACAGUAGUAAUACCACUCUUUUUCUUUCUCUGAAUAGGUUCGUUGCUUCAAAACUGGCACGUGGGAAACAAUUGAAGGUCAAUUCCAAAGUCUCUAGGGUCUCAAAUUGGCGUGGUGUCAAAAUUUAGAAGAUUGGAUUGUGUCAGACAAAACACACUUUCCAGUUCUCCAAAAGCUUUGUCUAACUUUUGUAGAUCAAUUAGAGAAGAUCCCAUCAAAUAUUGGAGAUAUAGACACAAUGAAGUCAAUUUUUUUGCUACACUGCAGUGAAUCAGCGGUGGUGUCAGCUAAAAAUAUUGCAUAUGAUCAGGAAGAUUUAAAUGGGGAUCUUCAUGUUCGAGUUGAGGUGAAGAGGGACCAAGAUGAACUGAUGAGCUUGGUGAUACGUGCAUAUCUUUAUUAAUUAGUUAAUUAGUGAUUUGUCAUAUCUCUUCCAUAUAUGUUUAGGAUAUAUAAAUAGGUGUCAUUGUUAUUCCUUUCAAUGAACGAAUGAAUGAAUAUAUGAAUUUACGCUUUUUACUGUUUUAUUUUAUGCACUUUAUUUAAAGCUUGAGUUGUUGACGGGUUUCCGCCUCCCGGACUUCUUGUUUAUCGUCUCCAGCAUCGUGAUAAGGGAAAUACCCUUAUCACUUGGCAAGUUCCAACUUUGAAUUGUUGAAGAGCGCGGAAAAUGGCCGCGUUGAUGAAAUAAUAUCAAGCGUGAUAAGUAUGAUCGAUGAACAAUUAUUGGAAAGCUAAGAAAGCCCCAGCCUUGACGCAGAAAGUGUUAAGCUUGGCAAGUAGCAUCGAAGGGAUAGUAGAGGAACAAGCUGGGCAUUUAUACGGAGAAGAGUCUCUUGUAUGUUGAUAUUUAUGUCUAACACAUGAGUGUAAAGACUUCUCUGUUUUAUUGCAGAUUCAGUUUGUAUUGUUUGUGUCAGUAAAAGUUG
Messenger RNA from Salvia splendens (bonfire salvia), 1280 nucleotides. RefSeq lists its product as uncharacterized. Lineage: Eukaryota; Viridiplantae; Streptophyta; Magnoliopsida; Lamiales; Lamiaceae. The transcript is spliced from 3 exons. Bases 36 to 479 code for a protein of 147 amino acids. The record is from RefSeq and is a predicted model, not a curated record.